CUCUCUUCAUUCUCUUCCCGCCUCCUCUCUGUUCUUUCAACUCCUCGCGCCGUGGCAACGUCCUCUGGCCCUGUGCCGGCAAAAACUCACCUUUGGCGACUACCGAGUGGGGAUCACGCGAGCCGUUUCCCACUUCAUCUGCUACUCCGUACCCUAACAUAAAAAGCGUAAUCCUGUGCUUGUUCUUGCUCGUAACGACGGCCUGCCGGUGAUCCAACCAACCCACGGCUCGGGCCAGCACUUGUCCUGGCGGUAGAAAUGUCGCAGCUCGAGAGCCAUGUCACGGUUCAGAAGCGUGCUUACUACUCCCCGCCGUGGGCAGACGUGAGCAUCAUUGCCGUUGCGGGCAGCUCAGGCUCCGGCAAGUCGACGCUAUCCCAGACGAUAGUGAAGAAGCUCAACCUGCCGUGGGUCGUCAUUCUCUCCAUGGACUCAUACUAUAAGUCUUUGACCCCUGCCCAAUCCAAGCUGGCAUUUGCCAAUGCGUACGAUUUCGACUCUCCGGAGGCCAUUGACUUUGACGCUCUCAUCAACUCUCUACGGGACUUGAAGGCUGGAAAGCGAGCAGAGAUUCCUGUGUACUCCUUCGCCAAGCAUGCACGACUGGAGAACACCACAUCUAUUUAUUCCCCACACGUACUUGUCUUGGAAGGCAUUUUCGCCCUCUACGACCCACGAGUUCGUGAGCUAUGUGAUAUGGCAAUAUACUGCGAAGCUGAUGCAGACACCUGCUUGUCGCGGAGAAUUGUCCGAGACGUUCGUGAACGUGGCCGAGAUGUUGAAGGCUGUAUAAAACAGUGGUUCGCUUUCGUGAAGCCGAAUUUUGAAAAGUACGUCGAGCCACAACGUAAGGUGGCCGAUUUAAUUGUACCACGAGGAAUCGAGAACCAAGUUGCAUUGGAUAUGAUGGUUCAAUUCAUCGAAAAGAAGCUCUUUAUAAAGUCAACACACCAUCGAGAGGCUCUGGCCAGGCUCGAGGUCAGAGAUAGAGACGAGCCCCUCUCCGACCGCGUCGUUGUAAUGAGCGAAGCACCUCAAAUCAAAUUCAUGAACACCAUUCUCCAAGACAUAGACACUACCGCUGAGGACUUUAUCUUUUAUUUCGAUCGACUCGCCGCUUUAAUCAUCGAACAGGCUCUGAAUAACGUCCAGUUCGAGGAAACGACAAUUGAGACGCCGCCGGGUUACAAGUACAACGGCCUGCGGCCCAAGGGAGAAGUCAGCGCUGUAAUUGUGCUCCGAGGAGGAUCAGCCUUUGAACCGGCGCUCAGAAAGACCAUCCCGGAUUGCAGAACGGGACGGCUCCUGAUCCAGUCCAGUUAUUCGACUGGCGAACCAGAACUUCAUUAUCUGCGUCUCCCGGAAGAUAUCCACGAGCAUGAAAGUGUGUUGCUGCUCGACACGCAGAUGGCUAGUGGAGGAGCAGCUCUCAUGGCUGUUCAGGUCCUAGUCGACCACGGCGUCGCUUUGGAGCGUAUCGUCCUGGCAACUUAUUCCGCUGGAAAAGUUGGCUUGCAUAGGUUGAUGACGGUAUUCCCAGAGAUUACGGCCGUGGUGUGCAAUCUCCUACCCCAUCAAGAGCAGCGGUGGGUUGAAAAGAGAUAUUUCCGUUGUUAAGCGACCUGCAUAUCCUAAAGAAAGAAGAAGAAAAAAAAUAUCUAUAUUCUACUCGCAUGAUAGACGACGAGAUUGAUGGUUCUCUUUGGACCUUGCGAGACAACAGGUGCUAGCCGCCGGCGACGACAGCUGUUUGACGGCUCUGAUGAUGACAUGAUUGCACAUGUUCUUGGAUUUCGGAUGAUUGAAUGAAUGCUUGCAACUGAUACAAAUAUGGUGAUCUUAAACAAGAGUGGGUGGUUGCGGGCGCUUUAUAUUGCAAAGUAUCAUUACACGGAUACUUGCAUGCCCAGGACUAUGAGAAGAAUUCAUCGUAAUUCAUCCUCAUUUUUCUUUUCCAGCUACAGUAAUUCAGCUGUCGGAGGAGAUGCUGGGUUACUAGUCCGUGUCGGCGGCCGUGAUAUCGCCGCGAGGCCGAAGCUCAACAGCCGACUUCCGGCAUUCCGGCCUCACAACGCGCACGGCGACGGCGACGGCUGGCUGCAGGCUCUAUUUUCUAUUUUCCCUUCUGUCUCGUUUUUUUCCUUUCUAUAUCGAGGCCCUAUUCUAAAUUUGUCUUCAUUCGGGCACCUCGAUGCACAUAUUUGGCUUUCAAUGUUUCUACCCUAAUAAUCAGCAGCAUACAGACAGAGCACGCACGUAAUAAUAAUUGAUAGCAAGUUGCCAUG
This is a messenger RNA of Trichoderma atroviride IMI 206040, 2285 nucleotides long. RefSeq lists its product as uncharacterized. Gene Ontology annotation, molecular function: uridine kinase activity; ATP binding. Gene Ontology annotation, biological process: pyrimidine-containing compound salvage. Gene Ontology annotation, cellular component: cytoplasm. NCBI's taxonomy places the organism in Eukaryota, Fungi, Ascomycota, Sordariomycetes, Hypocreales, Hypocreaceae. The record is from RefSeq and is a predicted model, not a curated record.